Pteronotus mesoamericanus is the source of this 1358-nucleotide messenger RNA. RefSeq names its product ring finger protein 25 (gene RNF25). The coding region runs from base 18 to 1358 and encodes 446 amino acids. The transcript has 10 exons. NCBI's taxonomy places the organism in Eukaryota, Metazoa, Chordata, Mammalia, Chiroptera, Mormoopidae. Gene Ontology annotation, biological process: protein ubiquitination. Gene Ontology annotation, cellular component: nucleus. The record is from RefSeq and is a predicted model, not a curated record. Gene Ontology annotation, molecular function: ubiquitin protein ligase activity; protein binding.
UGUGGGCCGGGGAAGAUAUGGCGACGUCUUCGUCGGCAGCUGCAGGGGAGGAGGACUGGGUCCUUCCCUCUGAAAUUGAGGUGUUAGAAUCUAUCUAUCUGGAUGAACUACAUGUGGUUAAAGGAAAUGGCAGGUCUUCACCAUGGGAGGUCUACAUCACCCUGCACCCUGCCACUGCAGAAGACCAGGACUCACAGUAUGUCUGCUUCACUCUGGUGCUUCAGGUCCCAGCACAGUAUCCCAAUGAGGUGCCACAGAUCUCUAUCCGUAACCCCCGAGGACUCUCAGAUGAACAAAUCCACAAGAUCGCACAGGCACUGAGCCAGGUGGCCAAGGCUGGGCUAGGUACUGCCAUGCUCUAUGAACUCAUUGAGAAGGGGAAGGAAAUUCUCACAGAUAACAACAUCCCUCAUGGCCAGUGCGUCAUCUGCCUCUAUGGUUUCCAGGAGAAUGAGGCCUUUACCAAAACACCCUGUUACCACUACUUCCACUGCCACUGUCUUGCUCGGUACAUCCAGCACAUGGAGCAGGAGCUGCAGGCUCAAGGACAGGAACAGGAACGGCAGCAUGCUGCAACCAAACAGAAAGCAGUCGGUGUGCAGUGUCCAGUUUGCAGAGAGCCCCUCAUGUAUGACCUUGCUGCACUGAAAGCAGCCCCUGAACCCCAACAGCCCAUGGAGCUGUACCAGCCCAAUGCAGAGAGCUUGCGCCAGCAAGAGGAACUCAAGCGGCUCUACCAGAGGCAGCAGGAGAGGGGGGGCAUCAUUGACCUUGAGGCUGAGCGUAACCGGUACUUUAUCAGCCUCCAGCAGCCUCCUGCCCCUUUGGAACCCGAGUCAGCCGUAGAUGCCUCCAGAGGAUCCCAGCCACCCACUGCCCUUGCCACAGAACUGUCCUCUUCUUCAACUGCCCAACCCACCGAGUCGACUCCUCUGCCUGUGGCCUCCCAGUACACGUGUGAGAAGAUUCCAAGGACUGGGCCAAAUCAGCAAAGGUUGGGUGAGACCCAGAAAGCUAUCCUAGAUCGUCCCCGCGCCAAUCGAGGCCCCUGGAGACAGCCUGAACGGAAGCACCUAAAGGGAGGGGAGUACACUGCCCCCAAAGGUACCAGUGACACCCAGGAAGUGCCACCUCCUGAGCAACCCCCUAAGGAGCCCAUGGACCUAAAACCAGAACCACCCCAUAACCAAGGGGUUGAAGGUCCCCUGCCCCGCCGGACUGGGGACUGUGCUCGCUGGGGGCGCCCCAAGAGUCGGACACCAGGUUCUUCCUACCCACGCCUGCGUCGGGGUCGGGGAGCCUACCCACCUGGUACUCGGAGGGAACCCUUGAGUCUGGAAUCAGAGGAUGGUUCCUAG